This is a messenger RNA of Hyalella azteca, 1847 nucleotides long. RefSeq lists its product as uncharacterized. The record is from RefSeq and is a predicted model, not a curated record. Lineage: Eukaryota; Metazoa; Arthropoda; Malacostraca; Amphipoda; Hyalellidae.
CGUUCGUCUUCCUGACGCUGCUCACCCAUCACGACAACUGGGACCCCGUGGGGGACUGCUGCUGGGGGAGGCUCUUCACACGCGGGAGGUCUUCGCCUUCGGUGGAGGCUGAGGGAGAGUCUGCACGUCUCAUGCUGCCCUCUGAGGACGACGACGACGACGAAGUCGAGGCCUUCACGGCCUCCCCGCCUCCUGCUGAGAGGGACGAGGGCUUGGCAGGGCCUGACGAUGUAACAGAGGCUCGUGUGGAUGAUGGCCUCUUGCCAGCAGUUGGGGUUCCCCUGGCGGCCUCACAAGAUCACACGAACCAUCACGGAGCUUCGCUGAGGCCCUCACAUCUCCAUUUGGCCUCACAGCAACUGAUGAAUCAUCGAGAAGCCCCACAGGAGCCGAUGGAAUUCCUUCCGGUCUCACAAAACCUGAUGGACGUGUCGCCGCUGGUGGCCUCACGGCCAGUGGACACGCAGUUUAAGGCUGAGGCCAUGCAAGCUUUGAGUGAGUCUCAGAAGUUCUCAGGCCAGCAAUGGGCCUCACGUGUGUCUGCUGGUCACGAGCUGCAACAAAUGCAACAUGGCGAGAAUUUAAGUGCCUCAAAUUGUCCUACAAAUCCUGCAGAGUCAACAGCUCGGUCGGGGGCUGAGCACAGCAGUAUGGACAAUGAAGAUACUAGCCAUCGCAAGUCCUUUAACCCAAGUACCCAUAUUAUUAGCUCUUCCAUAUAUCGUUCUCAAAACUACGCUGAACAUGCACCCAAUUCGUCAGCAACCACACGGGCUUCGGACAGCUCUUCAUCCGUAUUUUUAAGCUCAGUUUCUCUACUCAAUGAUAACCAGCCACAUGCUAAUAUUUAUCCAGGAAACUUUAAUCAAUAUUCUGGUAAUUCCGAAUUUAGUGUCAAUGAUCACACACAGAAAAAUAUGCAGCACAAUAAUACCAAAACGGCGCCGAAAAGUUCAGCGCUGGGCAACGAUAUGUUCCGGUCAGCUCCUCUAAAUACUGGACAACCAGGCGAACAUGAUACAAGAAUAAACGAUUCAGAAAAUAUACGAAAGUCGGAACAGAAUUUUUCCAUCGUGUCGCAUCAAGAUCAAAACAAGUCGGAAGAAAUUACACAGACGACCGCAAAAAAGUCUUCCUCUGAACUACCAUCAAACUUGAAUAAAUUUCCCUACAGUGAGAAAGUUGAAAAAACGAGUGCAUCACUCCGACCGGAAACUCUAUCAAACUUGGACGUAUUUUCCAAGUUUUCAAACACACAUAAACCAGAUAAAUUACCGAGGCAGGAAGAGCCUUCCAGUGCUGCGCUGCAGUCUGAACGAUCAGCACCAGAUUUGUACGACAUCAAAGGACAUUUGGACAACGAGACAUCCUCAGUCACAGAGAGCAGCAUCAAUAGUCAUUUCAGUAGAGUUAAUGGUUCUUCGCAGUCGAAUUUUAAACAGAACAAAUUCCCUAAAUCUGAUGCCAACGGAAACAGUUGCGCCAGCAGCCCUAGGAGCCCAGUUGGUAGGCUUACUGCAGGCUCCUCAGGACCUGAACCGGUGUCAGUUCCACUGAAGGAAGGGCGUAGGUCAGCUAACCAGCUGCUGUCCUCCGUCAGCCUGACGGACGACGAGGCCGAGGUGCCAAUUUUUUCCAGAGCGCCGCCGCGGCCCUCAGGAGGCGGCCGCCCCCCGCGGCCAUCAGAGGGCGGCCGUCCCCCGUGGCCAUCAGAGGGCGGCCACCCCCGGCGCCCCCCUCACCGGUCCGCUCGGUUCUACGACGAGCCUGACGAGACACUCGAGAUCGUCCAGCUUGAGGAUAGCAACGAGAUAAUCACAUCGCAGUUUACUACUUAUGCCGUGUGA